AUGUUUAAGAAAUACGUAGAGACAAGAAUCGAAAUAUUCGAUCGAAUAAAAGCACAGAAAAAGACAGAAAAACAGGAAGAAAUCUCCAUAAGAACAGCGCACGGAGAGUGCAAGGGAAUGAGCCACAAAACAACACCGUAUGAGCUCUCUAAGACAAUGAACCCAGACCACAAAGAGUUCAUUGUAGCCCGCGUGAACAACGAGCUGUGGGAUGCGCAGAGGCCGCUAGAGAAGGACAGUCUCGUAGAGUUCCUUACCUUCGAGCACGAAGAAGGACGCAAGGUCUUUUGGCACUCUUCUGCGCACAUUCUUGGAGAGGCAUGCGAGAGCGCUUUCUGCAGCUAUCUCUGCCUUGGGCCGCCAACUGACUCUGGAUUCUUCUACGAAAUGAGCAUGGACAGAAGCGUGGUCCCAGAGGACUACAAAGUCUUGAGAAAAGAGAUGAAAAAAAUUGUGAAAGAUAACCAAAACUUUGAAAGACUUGAAAUGACCAAGAGCGAGCUAUUGGAGAUGUUUGCAGAUAAUCCCCUAAAAGUGGAGCUGAUCAAAGACAAAGUGGAAACAAAGAGCACAGUAUACAGAUGCGGCCCUCUCAUUGAUUUCUGUCUCGGUCCGCACAUUCCAUCUACAGGAUACGUCAAAGCCAUCGAUGUUCUGCACAACAGCAGCUCGUUCUUCCUGGGAGAUUCUAGCCGCCCUGUUCUGCAGCGCGUCUAUGGUGUUUCAUUCCCAUCGAAAGAGCAGCUGGCUCUCCAUCUCACACAGCUGGAAGAAGCAAAGAAAAAUAACCACAGAAAAAUAGGAAAUGAUCUGAGUCUGUUCUUUUUCUCGCAGAUGAGCCCGGGAUCGUGUUUCUUCCUUCCCAAGGGAGCACACAUCUACAACGCCCUUGUUUCUCUUAUGAAGGAGCAGUACAAGAAAAGAAACUUCAAAGAGGUCAUUACUCCCAACGUAUUUACCAAUGAGCUGUGGAAAACUAGUGGACAUUUGGACAAAUACAAAGAAGACAUGUUUUGUUUUAAGGCAGAUAAUACCGAUAUGGCGCUUAAGCCCAUGAACUGUCCCGGGCACUGUCUGCUGUUUGAGCAUCUCAGCUGCUCGUACAGAGACCUCCCUCUGAGAAUCGCAGACUUUGGGGUUUUGCACAGGAAUGAAGUGUCUGGUGCGCUGACGGGUCUUACGCGAGUGAGAAGAUUCCAGCAAGAUGACGCGCAUAUAUUUGUGUCUUCUGACAAGGUUGCAGGAGAGAUACAGAUGUGCUUGGAGUUCUUGGAGGAAAUAUACGAUCUUCUUGGAUUUAAGUAUACGGUGUGUCUCAGCACAAGGCCUGAAAAGUACAUUGGCGAGGUGGAAGUAUGGGACAAGGCAGAAGAGCAGCUGAAAGACGCCCUGGAGAAGAGCAGAAUAGAAUGGAGCAUAAAUGAGGGAGAUGGCGCUUUUUAUGGGCCUAAGAUAGACAUAUCUGUGAGCGAUGCCCUGGGAAGAAAGCACCAGUGCGGAACUGUGCAGCUGGACUUCCAGCUUCCUCUGCGAUUUGACCUUAAGUUUGCAAAUGCUGAAGGAACCAUGGAGAGGCCUGUGAUGAUACACAGAGCCAUUCUGGGAAGUGUGGAAAGAAUGACAGGAAUACUCCUGGAGCACUACAAAGGAAGACUCCCUCCCUGGCUCAACCCAAACCAAAUAGCAGUCAUCCCCAUCACCAAUAAAGAGGCGGAAUAUGCAGAAAAAGUAGCAAAGGAGCUCUUUGAGAUGGAGGUUCUUCUGGACACCUCUGAGUGCACGCUCAACAAGAAGAUUCUCAACGCAGAGAAGCUCAGAUACUCUUACAUUCUGAUAGUUGGCGCCAAAGAGGCAGAGGCCCAGGAAGUUUCGAUAAGAAACCUGAAAGACCAAAAGACCGUUACACUUUCGCUUUCAAAUGCCAAAGAGAUACUGGUGCAGGCCAUAAAAAACAGAGUUGCAGUGCCAUCGGACGCCCUGAACUUCCUUCCCCAAGAAAAACCCUCUGCAAUGCCCGUGCCGCUAUCGCAGGCGCUAAUAUGCAUAGAAAAGAUCAUAAAGAAUCUAAAAUCAAAAAUCCUCGACACUCUAAACAUUACUGCAGUACGAAACUAA
Nematocida minor is the source of this 2115-nucleotide messenger RNA. Its product is annotated as threonyl-tRNA synthetase. Gene Ontology annotation, cellular component: cytoplasm; mitochondrion. Lineage: Eukaryota; Fungi; Microsporidia. The record is from RefSeq and is a predicted model, not a curated record. The coding region runs from base 1 to 2115 and encodes 704 amino acids. Gene Ontology annotation, molecular function: ATP binding; threonine-tRNA ligase activity. The transcript has a single exon. Gene Ontology annotation, biological process: threonyl-tRNA aminoacylation.